Messenger RNA from Xyrauchen texanus (razorback sucker), 3705 nucleotides. It is a transcript of the gene tnfsf11, whose product is annotated as TNF superfamily member 11. Bases 19 to 792 code for a protein of 257 amino acids. Gene Ontology annotation, biological process: immune response. The record is from RefSeq and is a predicted model, not a curated record. Lineage: Eukaryota; Metazoa; Chordata; Actinopteri; Cypriniformes; Catostomidae. The transcript is spliced from 4 exons. Gene Ontology annotation, cellular component: membrane. Gene Ontology annotation, molecular function: tumor necrosis factor receptor binding.
UGCCGUGAUCGAGCGCUCAUGGCAGCUAAUGAUUAUCGCGCGUAUCUGCGGAAUCAUAUCGAUAUGGAAGAGGCUCCGGCGCGUGUCUCGCACACGGGCUCCACUCACAGAGCGCUCAUAUUCGCCACGCUCACUGUCAUGGGACUUCUGCAAGUCGCGUCGAGUGUGGCGAUUUUGUUGCACUUAACCGGUUAUCUCCGAGAGGUCGACCUUGCCUCAGCCCAGCAGAGUCCUAAUGAGGAAAUGCACAGUGAAACAUUAAUAGCAGAUCCCCUCAAAAGUAUGAAGGAGAAGAAGGACAGAUGUCGAAAAAAGGAUACACGCAUGCCAUCGGCUCAUCUUCCUAUCAGGACUGCCAAUGACUAUUCAAGCAAAGAUCCAAGUCCUGUAACCAUCCUCUGGGCAGAAAAUCAAGGGACUCUGAAGAAGAUUACAUACCGUAAUGGACGAAUUCUAGUGGAUGAGCCUGGCUAUUAUUAUGUAUAUGCCAAGACCUGCUUUCGAUAUUCUGAGGUGCAUGACUUCAACAAAGAGGAUGUCAGCAAUGUGCAGUUGGUACAAUACAUUUACCAUGAGAAGCACACCCAGUCUACAAUCAGACCGAUACUGUUUACAAAAAGCGGUGGCACCUUGCAGUGGAAUACCACGAGCUACAACAUGUACUGUGUGGAGCAGGGCAGAGGUAUUCAGUUAAAUAAGGGUGAUGGUCUCUAUGUCAAUGUAUCCAAUUCAUGGCUUCUGGAUCGAGAAGCCGAGGGGACAUAUUUUGGUACUUUUAAGAUAAGUGAGUGACUUGGAUUGUUUUUGCUACUGAACAUGUUUAUGCACAUUUUACAACCUUACAAACUUUUUCAAAGUGAACAUGAACCACUGAGCACUUCUGCUAUUGAUCACUGACUUUUGAAUUUUUGUUCCAAAUUUAUUACAUUGUACAUCAUUUAGGAGCACAUUAGACAUCAUAACUAAUCAGGCAUGCCAUUGAAGCUCUUAAGUACCAGAACUUGAAGACUUAGAGUGGACUCAAGCCUAGGUGCAUUUAAUAGGUUUUAGAUGUUUCCAAAAAUACUUCAGUGGUUUUUGUAGGGGUGCACCCACACCGAUACUGGUAUCUGUCCAAUGCUAUACGCAACCCAUUUUACUUCCACAUUCGCACAUAUUUCCAAGUGAAACAGGAUAUUGAAUGAUAACAAUGUAGGGUGGGCCUUGGUUUUGUCCAUUGGGGAAUUGGUUGAAUUGUGAGAAGUGAGUUACAGAAGCGGAAUGGAGUCAGGUGGUUGGAGGCGAGGUGUCUAAUGGGACUGGUGAGAUCAACCAAAUAACAAAGUUGUUGUUUUAAUUAUUUAUUAAGAAAGUAGAUCAAGUUGGAUUUUAUGUUGCUCUUAAAAUGCUCUUAUACUAAUAUCAGGUAGCACAAAAUACAUGCACAACAUUAAUUGAAUAAAUGUUGCCAUGCAAAGUAAUACAAGCAGCUGAACACAAAAUGUCAACAGUAUGGAGGUAUAUCAGUGCCACAAUUUGUCUAGUAGGAAAUCGGGUCAAAUAAAAACAAAAUAUGUUGCCUUUCCGACACUGCAAUGCCUCAAGGCUCACUUGGUCGUUCUUUUCUCCCCAAUUCAUUGUACAUGAAUCAAAAAUGUAUUUAGAUUGUAUGCUUUUGUACUCUGCUAUUUACUCAACAUAAUAAACGCACUGUCCUUAAUCAUCAAUAGUGAUAUAUAUAUAUCGGCUAGGCCGAUAUUAAUCCAUUUUGUGAUUAUUGGCACUGCUACUAACGUGCCUGCUUGGCCAAGAAUUUCCAAAAACUACAACAGCGCUGCGAGUAGAUAAUGUGCAACUUGUUGUAAGAUAUUUAAUUUAGAGUAUAUACUGUGUAAAACAUUAUUAUUUCAGCAUGUAUGUUCAUCUCAGUUGUUGUAGUUAAAUCAUAUUAGCCUAUGUUCAGUGGCCCUUAUAUUUUGACCCUUAAGCCAUGCUUUCAACUGUAUGAAUGUCAUUGCAUUAGAUAACAAAAUAGUGGCAUCUACAAACAAAAAAUGCUGGAUAUUUUCUCAGAACUAACUUUUCUUCAUUUCAUUGUAGUAAUUACUAUUACUAAAUACUUUUCGGGCCACUUUAUUUAUCGCCAUUAUAUCGGCAAUGCCGCUCAUUGGUUAUCGGUAUAGGUAUUGAAAACCCCCAUAUUGGUCAACCACUUAUCAUCAGUCACUAUACAGUGCCUGGAAAAAAAGCCCAGUGCUGCUAAAUAGAUGGUAUCUGUAUAAUGUGUACCAAAAUGUACAGCCUUAAAAAUAAAAAAAAAAUUGGUAUCGGUGCAUCCCUAGUUUUACCUUUACACUGAACUUGGAACACAAUAUAAAAACCUAAGAAAAUAAAACUGUCCUAAAAAAAAAACUAUGGACUCUCUGGUGAAAAUAGUCCAUGCCCAGGUCUCCCCUAGAUAUUUUGGAUGGUAGAUCUACAAUUAACUUCACUAAACUUAUUAUGAGAAAUUAUUAUGCAGGAUUCAUGUAUGACAAGGAAAUUUGAAAAGAAUGCUUAAUAUGGAAAGGCAUUUCCUGGCACUCAUAAAGAUUAUGUACUGAUGGAAAAAUGUCACUGCUUAUCUAUAUCUUCCCAUCACACAAACAUGGAACAUAAAUCAAGACAGCUGGACUGUCUUUGAUUUGGUGCACGAUCCAAAAUUGUUUAAGCAAUGCGUAGAACCACACUGAGUUUGGUACGCUCUAAUUUAAGAGUUUUUGUUUUCAUUAAUGCACUAAGUGUAUUUAUUUAUUUUCCAUGAUGAUAGAACAUUUGUUGAAUGUUCUGUCUAUUGUAAAGUUUUGUACAGUGUAUAUAAUUGUAUAAAUGCCUUUUUCUCCAUUCUUUAAGAGUUUUUUUGAACGAAGGGCAUUGACUUGGUCAGUUAUAGAUGCGCUUUUUUCCAAGCACAGGGCUCCUGUUUUAAAGCUUAAGUUGAUUGGUUUCUCACUAAAGAAACUUUUUUUUUUUUUUUAUUUAAGUAUAACUCAUCUGACAAUUCUGUGUGCAAAUAAGAGCAGAAUAUAUUGUUCCACUCCUGUUUUAAAUCACAAACCUUAAGUCUUUUAGAUUUUUUUUUUUCAUAUGUAAGCAAAAGUUCUGUUUAUUUAUACCAUUCUGACUAAUAAAGAUACUUUUCUAAAAAAGUACAAAUUUCCAUUUGAUAAAUUAAUGUGGGUUUGUUUCUAGGUUCUGUGAGUUGUUUGCAAGAAUUUUGUCUUAUAUGCGAGCACUCCCUCUUUAAAGGAAACUGAAUUGAGAACUACGGAGCCCCUUAUGCUUUGUUCUAUUCAAGUCGAAUGUGGGAUCUUCCUACUUGAUAUCUCAGAUCUCCGACCAUGAAGGCAUUCCAUUACCAGAUGCUUGGAAGAUGACAUAUAAGGAAAUAAAUCUGUAACACUCCCAUUAGCUUGAGAAGGGUAAAGCUAGAGCAGGGGUGGGCAACUAUUUUGGUAAAGGGGCCUCAUCUGGCUUUAAGUAGUGCAUAGGGGGCCACAUUGUAUUCCUUCUGAGAUAUAAUGUUCUGCAUUGAUUUGGUCUUUGUAUCUUUUAAGCCCAGAAAUAGUUUUGUACUACAUUUUCUGAUGUGUAUAUGUGACUAAUGGGAAUAUUCUGCAAUUGCCUAAAGUAUUGUAUUGCUCUACAAAAGUAGAUACUUUUCUAUAAGGCAUUACAAAAAACCAA